AGAGUCUCAAAUGCCCUUGAUGUCAAAGCAGAACGUCAUCUACAUACUCUGGGCAGUAUCGUCAUCAUUCCACAGGACGAUCAAAUAUACAACGCGCAAAACACUGAAAAAAAAAAAAAAAGCCUAAAAAAGCGUCGAAAUAGAAAACUGCUACUGUUGCUAAGUGCUCAAUUUAUAUCUCCCAUUCCUCUCCUCCUUUUUGACCGAUCACUCUUUGCCACUGUCUCUGCUUUGCUCUCUUUCCCAGAUAUACAAGUAGCCAUGGAGAAAGGAGCACCCUUGAGAUCAAAGGGAAAGGAAGAUAAGUUGAAAGGGAAGGAUGACAGCUCAACAAAGCCAAAGAAUGCAAGGAAAGUUCAGUUCAAUUUUGAAGGUUCACCUGAAUAUAAAACUAGUUCUUUACCGAAAUCUUUUGGGAAGGAUGACACUCCGUUUCCAAAAGGCUAUUCAGGCAAAGGAGGGGGAAAAGGAGAUAAAAUUGCUAAUGGUGGAAAGAGCACAGUCUUUAAAGAACCACAACCGCUGGAGCUUAAAGUUGAGCAGGAUCUACCAGAGAAUGUCAAAUGCAUGAUGGAUUGUGAGGCUUUAGAUAUUUUACAAGGAAUCCAGGAUCAGCUGCCCAUAUUAUCAAAAGAUCCAGAAUUUAGACUCCCUGUACCAUUUGACAAGGGACUGCAGUAUGCCAAAAGGGGUGUCCAUUAUGCAAAUCCCCAGGCUGUUAGACAAGUUCUUGAGGGUCUCACAAAAUAUGGUGUCUCCAAUAGUGAGAUAUGCGUGAUUGCCAAUGUUUGUCCAGAGUCUGAUGAGGAAGUUUUUUCUCUGGUCCCAUCCUUGAAGGCUAAGAGAAGCAAGCUUAGGGAGCCCCUCAAAGGUAUAUUAAGUGAGCUAGCAAAGCUUAAAGAGUCUGCUAACUUAGAAAGUCAACACAAGCAGGAAAGUCUACACAAGUGGGGAGAUCAACACAAGGGGGAAGAUCAACACAUGAAGGAAAGUCAACACGAGGGGGAAGAUCAACACACGGAGGAAAGUCAACACAUGGAGGAAGAUCAACACAAGGGGGAAGAUCAACACUUGGAGGAAAGUCAACACAAGGGGGAAGAUCAAAACAUGGAGGAAAGUCAACACAAGGGGAAAGAUCAACACAUGGAGGAGGGUCAAAACAAGGGGGAAAAUCAACACUUGGAGGAAAGUCAACACAAGGGGGAAGAUGAACACAUGGAGGGUCAAAACAAAGGGGAAGAUCAACACUUGGAGGAAAUUCAACACAAGGGGGAAGAUCUACACAUGAAGGAAAGUCAACACAAGGAGGAAAGUGCACAUCAGGGUUCCUACCUGACAUCUAGUAAAGCUUAAGUAAUGCUGUGAGCCUGGGAGUUGUGGAUGGCUAAGGUGAUUGAGUUAGCUUUGCAGAGCUUAGAAGACCAGCAAAGUACCUGCUAUCCCUUCUGUAACAUGCACUCUUAGUCUUGGUACAUGUACAACUUUUUCCCCCCAUUUUAACUUAGAGAUGAAAUGGGAAUCCUUUCUUAUGUAAGUAUUAUACUCUAGAGACAAGCUUAUCCAUGUGAUUUGUUCCUCAAAACUGUUCAUUGAAAGGUUUGUCAUAAAUGUGGUAGCUUUGUGGUAUGUUUUUUCUGA
This is a messenger RNA of Quercus robur (English oak), 1638 nucleotides long. RefSeq names its product DNA-directed RNA polymerases IV and V subunit 4-like. Gene Ontology annotation, cellular component: RNA polymerase complex. Gene Ontology annotation, biological process: DNA-templated transcription initiation. The transcript is spliced from 11 exons. Gene Ontology annotation, molecular function: nucleotide binding. The coding region runs from base 262 to 1353 and encodes 363 amino acids. The record is from RefSeq and is a predicted model, not a curated record. Lineage: Eukaryota; Viridiplantae; Streptophyta; Magnoliopsida; Fagales; Fagaceae.